AUGCCCGGACAAGGACCCACGGUCUUAGGGCUUGUUCAACAGGCGCAGUUCGUGCAGUUCGUGCUUGACCCGUGGACCGCUCGAAUAUGUGCUGUGAGCGAGGGCGCAUGCGAUGCGUUAGGUUAUGCUCCCGAGGAGCUAGAAGCGCUGACGCUGUGCGGUUUAAUUGACGGCUUGCCGUUACCGGAAUGGCUGCAGCUGGUUGCCCCCCUCGCGACCGGGGAGCAGCGCGGCGCGAAGCUCGACGCGCUUCUGAGACUAGGAAGAGGAGCAGACGGGACGGGCGGAAGCGCAGGGGAAACGGUUGGGGAAAACGCGGUGGGAAACGAAAAUGAGGGUUUCGUUGGGGGGGACCGCAUUGGCCGGUCCAGUAGCCGAAGCAGCGGGGGAGGUUCGGAAGCAGCGGGGUUAUCGCUGGCUCGGCGGAAGACUUGUGGAACGGGAGCUGGCGGUGCAGGGCGAGGCGGAAGCGCAGGCGGGGGAGUAAGGGGGGGGGUUUCCGCUGGUGCGGAGGUUUCUGCGCUGCACGCGGGGCUGCGCACGAGCACGUCGGAGGAGGUGCGGUCGUUCUCGUCCACGUCGGACAGCUUCUCGCGGGACGGGUUCGCGCAGAAUCAAAUAUUUUCGGAUGACGACGACGACGAUGACGAUGACGAUUAUGGCGGGGACGGGAUGCUCGGCGCGCAAUGGGCGGAAGACGGAGCGGCGAGGCGGAGGAGCAGGCGGAAGCACAGGGAAGGGCGGAAGCGGCUCCAGCAGCAGCAGCGGGAACAGCAGCAGCAGCAGCAGCAGGGGAGGGAGCAGAGACAGGAGCAGGGGAAGCAGUUGGGAAAGGAGCAGUUUGCGAGGGAGCAGCAGGUGGUAACCGCUCUCGGCGAGUCUCGCGAAACGAACAGUGGCGCGUCUGCUGCUGGCGGGAAGCCCGUUCUGUUUUCCAUCCUGCUCCAAUACUUCGAGACCAACGGGGAGCGCGAGCUUGUAGCAACGGCGCACCCGCUCCCGCAGCAGCGGGGGCAGCAAGGGGAACGGAACCCACAGACGGGCUCCGGCGGCCCGGGCGCCUUGAGGUGCCUCUUAGUAGGCUCCUUGAACCACGGAAGCGGCUCGGAGCAGCAUGACGGGAGCGUCCGCGGCGGGCAGGGCGCAGCGGGGGAGGCUGGCGGGAUUGGCGGGAAUGGCGGAAGUUGGGAUGUUGGCGCGGGCGGAAGCGGGGGUGAUUAUAGGACGGCGGAUAGUGGGGGAGAGUACAAGGGGGAGGGCAAUAGAGCAGGCUCGGCGCUUCGGCGGGAAGCUAGUCUAGGGACAGGGAUUCGACGAGAGAGCAGCAUAGGGGCGGGGCUUCGGCGGGAGAGUAGCGUAGGCUCGGGGCGCUUACCGCCUUUGCAUUCCCAGUCAAACGAUGGCGAAGCGAGCGUUCCUCCGCAUGCGUUUGUGCAUGCGCACGCUCUCGAGAACAUAGGCAAGGGCCCGAGCGUGAGUGCGAAGGCGAAUGUGAGUGCAGCAGUGCAGAUUAAUCCGCAGCAGGUGGGAAAUAGGCCGCGAUUAAAGGAGUUUAAGGAUAACGAGCUGACGUGGGAAGAGAAGGUGACGUGGCAGAUGGGGGAAGGCGCGAGCGGGGAAAGCAGGGGGAUAGGUGGCGGCGGCGGAGGGAGCGGGGGGAGCAGGGCGAAGACGGGGAGCAGGGGGAGCAGGGGGAGAAAUGGCGGAAGAGGGGGGGGGGGACUGGGGCGCCAGCGUAGCUUAGACGCGAAUUUCGUGCAAGAGAUAGGUUUCGCGAGUAAAAGUGACUCUGAGGAGGAUUUCCCGCUCGGGUGGAGAGGGGGGGCGGAAGGGGAGCGGAUGGGGGGAGCGGAACGGUUUGGGGGAAGCGGAACCACGGUUGGAGGGGGAAGAAUGGGGGGAGCGGGGGCGGGGGGGAAGACAGUGCGGGGAAUGGUGGCUAUGUCCCCCGAGAGGAGGUGGUGUGGGACGAGCGGAGGGGGAAAGGGGAAGACAGGGGGGUCGUGGGGCGGAGAGAGAGGGUUUGUGGCGGAAGAAGGGGAAUUCGAGGCGGAGGGGGAGGCUAGGGGGGAUGGAAGGGGAGAGGUGAGGGGAGAGGGAAGGACGGAGGGGAGGGGGGGCGGGGAGGAGACAGGAAAGAGACCAGCUAGACGUUCAGAGGGCGGCGGUUUCACCCACUCAUGGCUGGAUGACGUGGCGGACUCCCAUUGGCUCCCGGACCUGCACGUCCGGGCCCUCCUUGACGAGGCAGGGAUAGGCCUGGCGGGGCUCCGCCUGGGCAGUGGCGAGCUGGUUCACUGCAGCGCUGCUCUAGCCGCCAUGCUGGGGCGAUCAGUCAAUGCACUGGAGGGCUCUCCUCUGCAGAACUUCCUCAGCGCCCCUGCCAUUAGGAGCUUCCAGGUAGGCCUGGCAGGGACAGGCCUGGCAGGGACAGGCCUGGCAGGGACAGGCCUGGCAGGGAUAGGCCUGGCAGGGAUAGGCCUGGCAGGGAUAGGCCUGGCAGGGAUAGGCCUGGCAGGGAUAGGCCUGGCAGGGAUAGGCCUGGCAGGGAUAGGCCUGGCAGGGACAGGCCUGGCAGGGAUAGGCCUGGCAGGGACAGGCCUGGCAGGGAUAGGCCUGGCAGGGACAGGCCUGGCAGGGAUAGGCCUGGCAGGGACAGGCCUGGCAGGGACAGGCCUGGCAGGGACAGGCCUGGCAGGGACAGGCCUGGCAGGGACAGGCCUGGCAGGGACAGGCCUGGCGGGUCUUCGACUAGGCAGUGGCGAGCUGGUUCACUGCAGCGCUGCUCUCGCCGCCAUGCUACCUGGUUUGAACUGGUUCGGAAGCAUCUCAGCAGCGACUCUUUCAGCACACGCGCAGCACCUAUCACCUCACGCCACGUGGCACAGACAAUCCCACCAUGACCUGCCCGUCAUCCUGCCAGGAGGCAGCAUGCGGCGCAUUCGCCUCACAUGCCACGUGGCACCAGCAGCAGAUGGUGCGGGUGGGGCGUGGGGCGACGAUCCCCCCUGCAUGUUCAUGGCUCUGUUCUCCGACCUCUCUGCUGCUCUGCACGGCUCCAAGGUGAGAGGCCGGCCCCAUUCUUUCAGCCUCCAGGCAAGUGGUGCUUGGGGUGGUGCUGGGGUUGUGCUGCUCACACCAGAUGGGGCGGGUUGGGCGUGGGGCGAUGAUCCCCCCUGCAUGUUCACGGCACUCUUCAGCGACCUCUCUGCUGCUCUGCACGGCUCCAAGGAGGUGGGGGCCAAGCGGUGUGCGUUCAUUCUCCAGCACCUGCCAGCAGGAGUGGCGCACAUGCUUCCCUGUCUCUUACCUCGGGAGGUGCGGGCCAAGCGGUGUGCUUUCAUUCUCCAGCACCUGCCAGCAGGAGUGGCGCACAUGCUUCCAGAGGAGCGAACCAGAGGGGGAAGCGGAGGGGGAGGGAGUGGCGGGGGGAGCGGCAACAGCGCCGGCAGUGGUAGGGGCAGCAGAGGGGAGAGGAGCGGCGGUGGCAGCAGCAACGGGGAUGAGGUGGUGAUUAAUCCUCAUAUGGAGGCUAUUACGGGGUAUUCACGGGAGGAGCUGAGCUCGGUUGACUCGUGGUUCUCGUGCCUCUUCAGGGAAAGGGCGGAAGAGGUGCGCCAAAUCCUGGAAGCGGACCGGGCGAUGGGGUUCCGAGAGUCGAGAACGUUAAGAAUGGUGCGGAGGGAUGGCGAGCCGCGGUGGUUAGAGGUGGCCGUCAGGGACUGCGGGGCGGGCGGGGGCGACCUGUGGGUGGUCAGCGACAUCACGGACCAUCUGAUCGUGCGGGAGAAGUUUCGGCUGCUUUAUGAGGCCUCCUCGGACGGCUAUCUCGUAUUUGACGACACGGGCAUCACGGAGUGCAACGAUGCCGCCAUCCACUGCCUGCGCUGCAGCGACAAGAGCGAGCUCAUCGGGCGGCAUCCCGCGUACUUUUCCCCCGAGCGCCAGCCGGACGGGCAGCGGUCGGACGAGAAGGCGGUUGAGAUGGUGGCCCGGGCGACUGAGACGGGCAUGCACAAGUUUGAGUGGAUGCACAUGCGAAAGGACGGUUCCCUCUUCCUGGUAGAAGGGACCCUCAACCCUGGGCCAUGGGAGGGUGGGGACCCUCUCAUUCCUGCAGCUAGAGCACAACUGUCCCAUGCACAUGGUCGUCUGGCACGACUUAUCCAAAGCUCCCUCUCUCCCUCCCUCCUUCCUUCCCUCCCUCCCCUCCGCCCACCAUCCUCCCAUGGGCCCUGGUUUGAGUGGAUGCACAUGCGCAAAGAUGGGUCACUACUCCCUGUCCAAGUCACCCUCUCUUUUCUCCAGCUCGAGCACAACCGUCCCAUGCACAUGGUCGUCUGGCACCACCCCUCCCACCUCAGAGGCGCCUCAAAACUUCCUCACUUCCUCUCACUCGCAAACCCACCCCUCCCCCGUGCGUGCAGGUUUGAGUGGAUGCACAUGCGCAAGGACGGGUCGCUCUUCCCCGUGGAGGUCACUCUCUCCUUCCUGCAGCUCGAGCACAACCGCCCCAUGCACAUGGUCGUCUGGCACGACUUAUCAGAGAUCAAGCGCCAGGCACGGGAGCUGCAGGCAGCGAAAGAGGCGGCGGAGCGGGCGAAUCAGGCCAAGAGCCAGUUCCUGGCGAACAUGAGCCACGAGAUCCGCACCCCCAUGAACGGUGUGAUCGGGGUGGCAGAGCUUCUUCUAGGCACGGACCUCACAGCAGAGCAGCGCUCCUACCUCGGGAUCAUCCGCUCUUCCUGCUCCUAUCCCCAUCGUGCUGCUCUCUUUCCCCAUCCCCACCUCUCCGCCAGGUGUGAUUGGGGUGGCAGAGCUCCUCCUGGGCACAGACCUGACCGCAGAGCAGCGCUCCUUGUUGCUUGCCUCCCCACCCACCCACCCUCCACCCCUCCUGCAGGUGUGAUCGGGGUGGCAGAGCUCCUCCUGGGAACGGAUUUGACAGCGGAACAACGCUCCUACCUCGAAAUCAUCCGCUCGUCCGGAGACAACCUCCUGCGAAUCAUAUCCGACGUGCUGGACCUCUCCAAGAUCGAGUCCAAGAACCUGGCACUGGAGAGCAUCGAGUUCAACAUGCACCAGCAGGUGACGGAGGCUCUGGCACUGCUGGAAGUGGUGGCCAAGGACAAGGGGCUGUUCCUGGAGCUGGAUAUCCAUGAGGAGGUGCCAGCGGUGGUGAUCGGCGACCCUGUGCCAGCGGUGGUGAUGGGCGACCCUGUGAGGCUGCGGCAAGUCCUGCUGAAUCUGAUCUCCAAUUCCAUCAAGUUUACCGAAACUGGCGGCAUCACAGUGAUUCUGCGCCUGGCCACGCAGGUAGAGCUGGGGGAGGUGGAGGAGGCGAGGAGGGAGAGCAGCAAGUGCAUGAGUGUGCAACGGGGGGAAGGCAAGGAGAAGGGGGAGAUCAGUGCUGCUGGCAACUUGUUGACCUCUGCUGAGGAAGGAGCAGGAGCAGGAGGAGGUGAGGGAGGGGGAGGAGGAGGAAAGACCGGAAGCGGCGGCGGUGGUGGUUCAGGAGGAAAGGGAGGGAAGGGUGAGAAGGGAGUGGUGAGAAGAAAAGGAGAAGCAGGAGAGUCAGAGGCAGCAGGGAAGCCAGAGGAGACGGUGGUGGUGCGGUUUGAGGUGCGGGACACGGGAGUGGGCAUGGACGAAGCAGCAAAAGGGAGGCUGUUCAAGGCGUUCUCCCAGGCUGAUAACUCCACGAGCCGCCGCUACGGUGGCACCGGGCUGGGGCUGGCGAUUUGCAAGAGCCUGUGCUUCCUCAUGGGGGGGGAUAUCGGCAUGCACAGCCAGGUGGGAGAGGGGUCGACCUUUUUCUUCUACGUGAGAAUGCAGCGAGUGAACCCCAAGGAGGACCCCAAGCCGGCAGGGGAGAGCGCCACGAGCAGCGACGCAGAGCCGCUGUGGGUGCAGCUGCAGCACAUGCGCGUGCUGGUGGCCGAGGACAACAAAGUGAACCAGAUGGUGGCGACGCGCAUGCUGCACAACCUGGGGCUCAAAUACGACGUGGUGGAGAAUGGGAGACUUGCUGUGCAGGCAUGUGCAGACAGACACUACGACGUGGUGCUCAUGGACUGCCACAUGCCUGAGAUGGACGGUUAUGAAGCCACCCGCAACAUACGAGCUAUGGAAGAGGAGAGACUUGCUGCCCUUGCUGCUGCUGCUUCUGCUGCUGGUGCUGGUGCUGCUGCCAUUGCUGCUGCUGCGGCUAAUUCCUUUCUAUCAAUGCCCCUCUCCCCCCUCUCCCAGGACUGCCACAUGCCUGAGAUGGACGGGUAUGAAGCCACCCGCAACAUACGAGCUAUGGAAGAGGAGAGACUCGCUGCCUAUGCUGCUGCCGGUGGUGGCAGGGGCAGCAGCGGUGGUGGUGGGUAUGGGAGGAGUGGCAGCAGGGGGGGUUACGGUAGCAGCACAGACGGUGAUAUGAGCGAAGCAAGUUCUCCCAGUCAUCCCCACAGCAGCAGCAGCUCUCGCACCCGCCGCUCCCACCGGCCGCGCCGGACGUUCAUUGUGGCGCUUACCGCAUCGGCUCUUAGCGAGGAUAAAGACUCGUGCAUGGCUGCUGGGAUGGACCAUUACUUAGCUAAGCCCAUCCGGCCGCGGGACCUAGAGAGAGUGAUAAGAGAGGGGAUGGUGAAGAGGAGGAGAGAGUCGAUUAGUGAGGAGGUGGGGGCAGCUUUUUCUGAGAAGGGGUGUGAGGGGAGUGAGGGGUCAUUGUCCCCUCAGAUGGCUUAUAAAGGGGAUGAGGGCCCGGUGUCUCCUCUUUAUAAGGGUUCUGAGAGGGGUGGAAGGGCGGUAUCCCCUUAUAGGGGUCCGUCCUUUGGUGCUUGGGGUGGGCGAGACGUGCGAGAGUGGGAAGAGGGGCAAGGCGGCCAAGGAUCUGCACUUGAUGCAUUCAGAGGAGGAAACGAGGAGGAGGAAGAGGAGGAGGAGGAAGAGGAGGAGGAGGAGGAGGAGGAGGAGGAGGAGGAGGAGGAGGAGGAGGAGGAGGAGGAGGAGGAGGAGGAGGAGGAGGAGGAGGAGGAGGAGGAGGAGGAGGAAGAGGAGGAGGAGGAGGAGGAAGCAAUGGUAGAGCAGGCUUCCCCGUUCCCCUCUUCCAAACCGGCUGGAGGGCAAACCUCUCGGCCGGGUUCGGAAAGAAGAGGUCCGGGAACAGGGGAGCCGCUGCAGUCUCCCAGGCCCGGCCGGUCCACACUUGAAGGACAGGGUUGGGGAAGGCCGAGCCCACGGGGUGGGUAUGGCGGGGUGCAGAGCGGUGACGAUGGGUCGAGUGUGGGGUCACCUUCUAGUGUUCGGUCGUGGGGGAGGGGUGGAGGAGAAGGAGGGUGGGGGGAGGGGGGCGGUAUUGGUGAUAGAGGGAGGGAGAAUGGUAGGGAAGGGGGAAGGGAGAGGGAGAGAGUGAGGGAGAGAGAUAUAGAAAGGGAGAGGGUGAGAGAUAGGGAAAGGGAACUGGAGCGGGAGCGUGAGAGAGAGUUGGGAGAAGAGUCUGAUACAGGGAGUGUGGUGGUGAAGGGGGAUGGGUGGAGUGCUGCGGAGAGACUGAGUGAUGUUGAGGAGAGGUAUGGAGAGUGGGAUGAGGGAAGGGAGUUGGGGAGGCGGAAUGAAGGCAAGCGAGGGGAAGAAAGAGAGAGGGGGCGAGAGAGGGAGGAAGAGGAGGAAGAGGAGGAGAUGGUAGGUGCUCCUGAACCAAGGCGGAGAAGAACAGCAGGGGCGAGUGAGAAUAGGCAAGUGGGAGAAGAGAGAGAUGCAUGGAGGGAGCGUGAAACAGGGGGAGUGGGAGAAAGGGGAUGGGAUGGUGGUGGGAGGCACGGGAGGAGAGGGAGCGGUGGAGAGGGUUACGGGGAGGUGGGGUGCGGUGAGGUGGAGGAGACGAGAAGAAGCAGCACGAUGGGUCGAGUAGAUGCGAUGAGAAUGAGAGGCGAGAACGGGAAGGGCAGGGUGGGGAAAAGUGUGUGGGAGGGGAAGGAAGGGUGGGAGGAGGAGAGGGAGGAGAUGGAUGGGAGGAGGGGUAGACGGAGCAGUUUGGAUGGAGGGGAGGGUGGCAGGAUGAAUAAUAGCAAGAUGGAGAGUAAUAGCGGGAAAGCUUUUGAUAGUGGAGCGAACAGAAGACCUGGGGAGGGGGAGGGGGAGGGGGAGGGGGGGGAGGAGGAGGAGGAGGAGGAGGAGGAGGAGGAGGAGGAGGAGGAGGAGGAGGAGGAGGAGGAGGAGGAGGAGGAGGAGGAGGAGGAGGAGGAGGAGGAGGAGGAGGAGGGGGAGGGAGAGGGAGAGGGAUGGGAGGAGGAGGAGGAAGGGGGAGGGGAGCUGAGGGGGGAGGUAGGGUGGCAGCAGGAGGGGGUGGGGGGCGGGGAACAGCAGUAG
Messenger RNA from Closterium sp. NIES-65, 8358 nucleotides. The record is from the annotation of a GenBank genome assembly. NCBI's taxonomy places the organism in Eukaryota, Viridiplantae, Streptophyta, Zygnematophyceae, Desmidiales, Closteriaceae.